This is a messenger RNA of Lathyrus sativus (Indian pea), 678 nucleotides long. The record is from the annotation of a GenBank genome assembly. NCBI's taxonomy places the organism in Eukaryota, Viridiplantae, Streptophyta, Magnoliopsida, Fabales, Fabaceae.
AUGGCACAAACUUUAUCCUCAAAUUUGGGUCUUAAUUACCAAGCCAUAAUUUCCAAGACAUCAUUGAAACCAACUCAUUUCUCUUCCUUACAAAAGUUGAAACCCCUCAUCGCCAUGACAGGCGACGCAAGAGAAAAACUCGACCAUACCUCAAGGUCAAACCACCAGCCUCAACCCAAAAAGAGACUUGUUCCUUCGAUACCUAUAUGGGAUAAUCGAUUUCCUACCGCGAGAACAGUACAAGAGAUGAUGCAAACAAUGGAAAGAAUGAUGGAAGAUCCAUUUGCAAUGAGCACAAUUGAGUGGCCUUCGUCACCUCUACCGAGUGAAGGAGUGGGUGGAUAUAGAAGGAGGGGAAGAGCACCGUGGGAGAUUAAAGAAGGAGAAGGCGAAUACAAGCUGAGAUUUGAUAUGCCUGGUAUGAACAACGGGGACGUGAAAGUGUGGGUGGAAGAGAAGAUGCUAGUGGUUAAAGCUGAAAAAGCAUCGAAGAAGAAGAGCGAAGAAGAUGAAGAAUGGUCUUCAAAAAACUAUGGUAGAUAUAGUAGUAGAAUUGCUUUGCCGGAAAAUGUGAAGUUUGAGAAUAUUAAGGCUGAGGUUAAGAAUGGUGUUCUUUACAUAACCAUUCCUAAGGUUAUUAUUAGCUAUUCCAAAGUUAUGGAUAUCACUCUUCAAUGA